AUAAAUCUUCAGGCUUCCCCGGACAAUUCAACAACGGCCGCUAAUACCAGCAGAAACAACACCAUGGGUAUUAGCCCCAACUCUAUCCUCAAGGGGCGCUUUUUAUAUCUCGAUCGCUGAGCCAAAGAAGAGCAUUUCCAAUCACCCAGUUCCCUCGGAGACUAGUCUGGAGAUGGCCGGAACGCGCUUUUAUAUUUUUCACAGUCAGCUAUGACCCUGAUGUCCACGCAACCACACCCACGCAGCGCAUUGCGCACAGAUGGGCUGUAUCAGAUCUGGUCGACGUUUCAUCUGCUUCCCCACGUCGUUGAAAGCUUCCCAGGAACAGCCCAUCCGGACGAUCCGGCCGCUCACUGGUAUGAUGACGAGGACGUGAGGGGCACGGGAUAGCCCCAGCUACCCAAAACGGCCUCUACCACACCUCUUCUCCACAGACUUGGGAAUCCGGGGUCCAUCUCCAAGGAAUUGCGAUGGAACUGGCCGCGCGUACACUUGACAAUACCCUUUGUUUCCUCAUGGUUGGAAUGUCGGCCCUUCUUGACGAUUAUCUCCUCAACGGGACAAACGGGUGAAGAUAUCGGAAAGCCUAUCAGCACAGGGCUGAAGGGCUCAGUAGCGAGACAUGCUAACAUCGACGCUAAAUAUUUUCCUGGGUCGCGAUGUCGCAGAUCCUCAACGACAGAAGGAAGGAGAAGCUGCCAAAGAUCAAUGACCCCGAUAUGGACAGUGGCAUCCGUCAUGAUCCUGGUCCGCCAGAUCCUCAACUUUGCCUGCCUCUCUGCCCAUCGUUUCAGUCUGAACGGUGAAGAGAGAGCCAAGGCGAGUGAAAGAGAUGGCACGCAAUGCAUCUCACCCGCCCCCUCUCUCAAGCCAAACCGGGCCCCCAGUUCCCGGCUCCUCUGGGACUCUGGGAGGGAUGAUCGAUGAUGAAUUGGACAAGUGACUGAUGAAGGAGUCCGGUUCCAUCUCCGGAACCUCUUCUCUUUCUGUCUUCUUUUCCCAGUUGUGUAUGGUUCACUAGUUCGGGCUUGGGUCUCGCUCCUUCCUUCUUUCCUUUCUUUCUCUUCCCUUCGUCCCUUCCUUUUCCUUGACCCCUCGCCCUCUUGCGGGCAAUUUUAUUUUAAACUUUUCUCUUCUUUCUGUUUUUGGCACAUUUACCUACCUUAGCAGGCAAGGUAGUUGCCACUCGGCCCCCUCCCUCUUCGACACCAAGAACGCAAAGAACAAGUCGCGCCGGCUCGGGCCUUGGCCUACGUCCACGAGCUACCCACACUGCCGCACGUCGCGUUCUUGGGAAGGAGGAGUUUGCUCUUACUACCUUUUUAGGUCCUUGCGGUUGCCGAGUACAAACGGGUUUGCGCUUUUUGCUCUUUUUCUGAACGUCUGUUCGCCGGCCGCUAUCCUGCUGCCCUUACCAACCACUCGGGACCUAAGGAGAGACAGGGGACCUUGACGAAGGGGGGCUUACAUAUAGUCACUCACUCUUUGGGGUUUUUUUUUUUUUUGGUUUUCUUUUUGGUUUUUUUUUUGGUGAAGUUGUACCUCAUGCUGCCAUUAUAGCAACUACUGCAAUAAGCGGUUUCUUGGAAGAGAUUGUUGGGUUUGUUUAUGUCGUUGGUUGUUCGACUACAUUUUUAUACUCGAGACCAUACACUCAUUCUCUUUUCGAGAGCAACGGAAGGAUGAAGACAGCCACUCCUCUUUUGGUUGUUGCAGCCUUGCUUGCGGGUCAGACGAUAGACGCUCUCUCUUUGCCAUCGACGACGCCAACACAACAACAACGAAGAGAUGGAAGUGGACCGAGGGUUGUGGGGAUGGAUUUUCAGAGGAGAACGCCCAAGAACCCAUUACAUCGAGAUCAGCUAAGAAAGAGAGGGAGCGUGGAGGUCGAUUUGGACAAUCAGGAAACCCUCUACUUCAUCAACGGCACAAUUGGCACCCCACCAAAAUCCCUCCGUCUACACCUCGACACCGGCUCGUCCGACCUCUGGGUUAACACCCCAUCCUCCUCCCUAUGCACCCAGUCCUCGGCGCCCUGUAAAUACGCCGGCACUUACUCGGCCAACGGCUCAAGCACGUACGAGUACAUCGGCUCCUGGUUCAACAUCUCCUACGUCGACGGCUCCGGCGCCUCGGGGGAUUACGUUUCCGACACCGUCACUUUUGGCGACGCCACGCUGGACAGGUUGCAGUUUGGCAUAGGAUACUCGUCCAACAACGCCCAGGGCAUCCUCGGGAUAGGGUACCCGAUCAACGAAGUCCAAGUCGGCAGGGCAGGAAUGAGACCUUACAAUAACCUCCCCGCGCAAAUGGUGGCCGAUGGGCUGAUCCAAACAAACGCUUAUUCCCUGUGGCUGAACGACCUCGACGCUGACACGGGGAAUAUUCUGUUUGGCGGUGUCGACACGGAAAAGUUUGUUCCCCCGUUGAUGUCCCUCCCGGUGGAAUCCGAGGCGGGGGUGUACGCCGAGUUUAUGAUCACGUUGACGAAAGUCGAGCUCGGCUCGGCGCAGGUAGGCGGCGAUCUCGCCUUGGCUGUGCUGUUGGAUACCGGCAGCAGCUUGACGUACCUCCCCGACCGGAUGGUGCAAGAUAUUUUCGACCUUGUCGACGCGCAGUACGAUCCUGAGGCUAACGCGGCGUAUGUUCCUUGCUCGCUUGCCGACAAUGAGACUGCUUUUUUGUCGUUUACGUUUACGGAGCCGACGAUCAAUGUGGGGAUGGAUGAGCUUGUGCUCGACCUUGUGACGAGCUCGGGGAGGAGGCCGGUUUUUAGUGACGGGACGGAGGCGUGCCUGUUUGGGAUUGCGCCGGCGGGGGAGGGGACGAAUGUGCUGGGGGAUACGUUUUUGAGGAGUGCGUAUGUGGUUUAUGACUUGGAGAAUAACGAGAUUUCGUUGGCGGCGACGAGGUUCAACAGUACGAAGACGAGGGUUGAGGAGAUAGGGAAGGGGGAGGGGGGGGUGCCGGGGGCGACGAGGGUGGAGAAUCCGACCAAGGCGACGGAGGGGUUGGAUGGGCCGAAUGGUUUGGGGGGGAUAAGUGCUGGGAAUAGGAGGGAUUUGGGGGUUGGGGUGGUGUGGUUGGUGGCGGGUAUGGUGGGAGUUUUGCUGGUGGUCUAAGGGGUCGUAUCUUUGCAUUUUGAUGGCGUUGUUUUGGUGGUCAGGGGCAGGAUCUUCUGGUUUUCUCGAGAGGGGAAAUGGGCGUGGCGUUUGGCUUGGGUAUGGGUUGGAUUUGUUUGUUGGGUAGGCAGCAUUUGAGGGUUUUGCAUAUACAUUGGGUGUGGGAGAGGGGAGGUAGAUCAAGUGAAUUCAAG
Molecule: messenger RNA, 3316 nt
Organism: Podospora bellae-mahoneyi
Lineage: Eukaryota; Fungi; Ascomycota; Sordariomycetes; Sordariales; Podosporaceae
Exons: 2
Coding region: 1683-3122 (479 amino acids)
Biological process (GO): proteolysis
Molecular function (GO): aspartic-type endopeptidase activity
Source: RefSeq, a predicted model, not a curated record